Messenger RNA from Didymodactylos carnosus, 759 nucleotides. NCBI's taxonomy places the organism in Eukaryota, Metazoa, Rotifera, Eurotatoria, Philodinida, Philodinidae. The record is from the annotation of a GenBank genome assembly.
AUGGCUGCUGCUGAUGAUCAAAUGAAAUUAAUGUUUGAAUAUGUAAUGAUGCAGAAUAUUCAAAAUAAUUCUAUUCAGUUCGAUCCAAGUGAAUUUUAUCGUAAAGCGUCGACGACUACACCAACAAAUAUUGAUCCAUCAAUAAUACAACAAGUUUUGAAGGCAUUAGAGAUUAUCUCUAUACGACAUGCAUUGAAAAAGAAACAACUUAUUGCCUGCAGUCAUGCCCACCCUAAUAGCUGCUUAGAACAACAUUUAACAAUUGGCCUGGGUAAGGGGUUUGUUGGUUUAAGCGGUGGUAGUUGUCAAUUUAUAGCUGCUCAAUUUAAAAAUCAAGCAAUGAAACACAGUUCAUUAACUCCGACAGAGAUUGAACAAGCGCUGACAUCCAUUAUUGAUAAUAUACAAGAAUAUCCAACAGUGAAUAAGAUAAGAGUCAAAUUAUCUUAUCAUAACAAUGGAAUAUUACCUAAUUCAGAUGGGACCAGAGCGAUACGUGAAAAGCAAACAGAAACAGUAGUUGUAGACGAAGUGGAGGAGGAAGAUGACGAUGAAUUUGACGAUAAUCAGGUAGUUGAAGAGACUGAGCAAAGAAAUAAUUUAAGAACUUCAAUGGGAAUUAGCAAUGAACAAUCAUCACCUCCAGCUUCCUCUCGAAACCGAGCAGUGUCACCAGAUAAAAGAGCUGGAUCAACGACUGAUGUUCGUCCGGCUAAAAAACGUUUGUCUUCGAGGAAACGUACUGGUGUCAACGGUUAG